Molecule: messenger RNA, 2790 nt
Organism: Penaeus indicus
Lineage: Eukaryota; Metazoa; Arthropoda; Malacostraca; Decapoda; Penaeidae
Product: synaptic vesicle glycoprotein 2C-like
Exons: 13
Coding region: 563-2176 (537 amino acids)
Biological process (GO): transmembrane transport
Cellular component (GO): membrane
Molecular function (GO): transmembrane transporter activity
Source: RefSeq, a predicted model, not a curated record
UUCCAAUCAAGAAGGAAGGAAGAAAGAAAAAAAAAUACCGCGAAAUAUUUUUCCUCAAGAGGAAAACGCGAAUUUUAACUCCAGUCAGAAACUAACCUCCCAUCAGAUCGUCCACGUAGAUAGACGUUCCAGCGGGCAGCCAAGCAUAGAACGGCCCCGCGUAUAGGAAUUGUGAACAUAUUUAUUAUUUUACUUUAUUUCUGUUUGCCUCGCCUGUUUUUUUUUAAGAAAUGGUUAGAUGUUUAAUUCAUGAUUGAAAAUACAGUUGUUUUCUAUCGAGAACUUCCGUGUAGACGCAAGAUUCAUAGAACCUUCACGCAUGAAGCGGCUUUUUACGUACAAGAAAUGUACAAUUUGAUUUUUUUUCCUUUGGAUUGAAAUGUUCCUUUGUGGAUGUUACUGAGAGUGACUAUUUUGUUUAUACAUUUUGCUGAUGCUCGUUAAAUGUUGUAGUCAAGAUGUUUAUAUUACAGAUAUUUUCCUCUUUAACUAAGUUGUAUGAAAAGGAGAUUGACAAAAACAAGAAGCAUGAAAUGAAACGCUACCUUGAAAAUUAACGAUUAUGAAACAUAAUGCAAAACGCGAAACAGAUGAAAAAUAUACACUGACGGAAAUGGCCAACAAGAGGAAUUAUUCUUCCCUCUAUCCUUCAGAGGAACCCCAAGACGAUGAGGAGGAUUAUGAGAAAGCAAUCACAGCCACAGGAUACGGGUUCUUCCACUACUGGCUGGUUGCGAUCGGAGGGAUUGCCAAUGCCAGUGAUGCAGUGGAGAUCCUCUGCGUGUCCAUCCUUUUACCAGCAGCAGAGUGCGACCUUCACAUGUCCUCUAGUGACAAGGGCUUGCUCAAUGCUGGGGUGUUUAUGGGUAUGAUGGUUGGUGGAUACAUCUGGGGAAGCUUAGGUGAUAUUUAUGGAAGAAAGAAUGUUUUGGUUGUUUCGCUGAUGGUGAACGCCAUUGCAGGAAUUGUGUCUUCUUUCAUGCAAAGUUUCCCGUUAUUCUUCACAAUGCGGUUUAUAUCUGGCUUAGGAGUGGGCGGCAGCAUUCCCCUCGUGUGGGCAUACGUGAGUGAGUUCCAGCCUGCUGGUAAAAGAGGGGGAGCUCUGAGUGUCAUUGCAGCAUUCUGGAUGGUUGGAAAUAUUCUAGUUGCAGUUUUAGCACUGGCUAUAAUUCCCUAUGAUAUUGGGUUUGUCACUCCUACCUUCAGCUUCAAUUCAUGGCGGAUUUUCCUGAUUGUAUGUGCCUUGCCUUCUUUCAUCAUUGGCAUAGUGUUGAUUUUCAUGCCUGAAUCGCCUAUGUUUCUGCUGCUGAAGGGAAGACACAAUGAAGCAAUUGAAAUUCUACAGAAUAUCUAUGAACAAAAUACGUCAAAUCCUUCAAGGAGUUAUCCUGUAAGAAAGGUGACUAUAGCCAACGUUAAAAUCCAGACAGUUUCCUCAGGUAGUGUGUGGAAAAUUCUGAAAGACAUAUGCGUUCAGAGUUGGCGCCAAAGUAAUGCACUCUUUAGCCGAUCCCUCCUGCGCGUCACUUUGCUUAUGCUCUUUAUUAAUUUUGCUAUUCAGUUUGGGUACUACGGACUUUGGUUGUGGUUCCCAGAAUUGUUCAAUCGUCUUCAGUUAUACUAUAAUGACCAUCCAGGUGAUAAGGUAAGCGUUUGCGACCUGACAAACUUCAAGGGGAAUGAGACAGUGCAAACGUCCAAUUGCAAUUCAGGGGAAGAGAUUGUGGAUCCACAAGCACUUGUAAAUACACUGAUUACAGCUGUGGCCCCACUACCAAGCAAUCUCUGGACCAUUUUCUAUAUGGAUAGACUCGGCAGGAAAUUUUUCCUUGUGCUCAGCAUGGUGUUAUCGGGGGGAUCAGCCUUUGGCAUAUACUUUGUAAAAAGUGCAACAGAUAACCUCAUUCUCAGCUGUGUUUUCGGUGCAGUUUCAACAAUGGGUUUUAAUGCCCUAGACUGCCUUGGAGCAGAACUUUUCCCGACACAUCUACGAUCAACUGCAUUGGCAGUCACCUUGCUGGCUGCUCGCCUUGGAGCAAUAGCAGGGAAUUUGGUGUUUGGCAGUUUAAUUGAUGUGUAUUGUGCAGUACCAAUGUUUAUGGUUGCAUGCCUUUUAAUUGCUGGAGGUGUUAUGGGGCUUCUGCUUCCGAAUACAACAAGAGUGGCAUUGACGUAAUUCCAGUUGAUGAAAAGUAUCUUCUAAAGAUGAAGAAAUGUUUUUUUUCUCUUUUUUAUGGCUAAAUGUACUGUGAGAAUUUUUAAUUAGAGUAUUUUAUUUCAUCAGAAGUGCAAUUGACCUUCUGAAAUGGGAACUGCUUAUAAUGCACAUUCCAAUACUUAUGUUUUGUUUUUUUCUUGCAACAUCACUCGGUUAUUUGAUGCAAGUUCUUUUACACACUUCUUACUUCUUUCACUUACAGAUACACUAUACUUGCUUUUAUAUAUAUGUAAAACCCUCAGAAUCACAAGCUACUUUCUGCCAUAAGCAAAAAGCUCAAUAAAAACAUGUCAAACAUCUUUUUACUUCAAAAAUGCCACAACAUUGAAAGGAAGGCAGAUACUCCCUUGUUUUAUUUUUUAUGUGUAUGAAAACAUUAAUUUGAAGAUACAAACACUCACAUCUAAAAAAAAUAUAUAAAUAACUAGACAAUAAAAUUUAAAAAUCAAAGUCCAUUAACUCGUGCCAUGAACAGUCAGACCUGUGCAAAUUAUGCAUGCAAAAUUGAUGUUUUCUUGUUUCGUUCUGAGAAACAUACAUUUGGGGUAAGUGUGUGUUUCUUGUGCAUCUAA